Agrilus planipennis (emerald ash borer) is the source of this 1455-nucleotide messenger RNA. RefSeq names its product glutaryl-CoA dehydrogenase, mitochondrial. Lineage: Eukaryota; Metazoa; Arthropoda; Insecta; Coleoptera; Buprestidae. Gene Ontology annotation, cellular component: mitochondrial inner membrane. Gene Ontology annotation, molecular function: fatty-acyl-CoA binding; glutaryl-CoA dehydrogenase activity; flavin adenine dinucleotide binding. The coding region runs from base 128 to 1396 and encodes 422 amino acids. Gene Ontology annotation, biological process: fatty-acyl-CoA biosynthetic process; fatty acid beta-oxidation using acyl-CoA dehydrogenase. The transcript is spliced from 8 exons. The record is from RefSeq and is a predicted model, not a curated record.
AUCAUCAGAUAAAGUUAAGAAUAAAUAUUAAAUGUCUGUAUGCUCUAGUAAACAGAAUUUAUAAGGUCAACAAGAUAACAACUAAUGAAAACCAAUUUAAUGUUAUUAUGAAAUCAACAGCUUCACAAUGAACAUUUUCAAGAAUUGCAUCCUUUGGCAAAUACCUACCAAGAUUUUAAAAAAAACGCUUGCAAAUCCACGAACAUUUUCCAGUAAAAUUUCAUUUAACUGGGAGGAUCCAUUAAAUUUGGAUUCUCAAUUAACUCAAGAUGAAAGAAUUUUACGAGAUAGUUUUAAACAGUACUGUGAUGAAAAGCUUCUUCCAAGGAUUAUUAAAGCAAACAAGGAAGAAGUAUUUGACAGAAAAAUUUUAAAUGAACUGGGAGAACUUGGAGCUCUGGGUUGUACAAUAAAUGGCUAUGGAUGUGCAGGAGUAUCCAAUGUGGCAUACGGUUUAUUGGCAAGAGAAAUAGAAAGAGUAGAUAGUGCUUACAGAUCUGCUUUAAGUGUUCAGUCGUCGCUAGUUAUGGGAGCUAUUGCUAUGUAUGGAUCUGAAUAUCAGAAAGAAAAAUAUUUACCCCAAUUAGCUAAAGGCAAUAUAGUAGGUUGUUUUUGUCUGACUGAGCCAAAUCAUGGAAGUGAUCCUGGAUCUAUGGAUACCAAAGCAGUAUAUGAUUCAACAUCUAAAACUUAUACACUGAAUGGAAAUAAAACAUGGAUUACGAAUUCCCCUAUAUCUGAUGUAUUAAUAAUUUGGGCUGUAUGUCCAGACAAUAAAGUUCGAGGUUUUAUAAUAGAUCGUAAAAAUAUCAAAUCAGGAAGCAUUAGUACUCCCAAAAUAGAAGGCAAGUUGUCUUUAAGAGCUUCAGUUACAGGAAUGGUUCACUUAGAUAAUGUAAAAAUACCAGAAGAAAAUUUAUUGCCAAAGGUAGAAGGCCUUAAGGGCCCUUUUGGUUGUCUAAAUAAUGCCAGAUAUGGUAUUGCUUGGGGAGCUCUAGGGGCUGCAGAAUCGUGUUUCCAAAUCGCUAGAGAGUAUGUCAUACAAAGAAAACAGUUUCAGAAACCAUUAGCUGCAAAUCAAUUAAUACAAAAGAAAUUAGCUGAUAUGUUAACAGACAUUAGUCUUGGUUUACAAGGAUGCUUACAAGUGGGCAGGUUAAAGGAUAAGAAUAUACAUACACCAGAAAUGAUUUCUUUAUUAAAAAGAAAUAAUGCAGGAAAGGCAUUAGAAAUUGCAAGGAAUGCAAGAGAUAUGCUAGGAGGAAAUGGAAUUCAUGAAGACUAUCAUGUCAUAAGGCAUUUAGUUAAUUUGGAAACAGUUAACACUUACGAAGGAACUCAUGAUAUACAUGCCUUAAUAUUAGGAAGGGCCAUAACAGGAAUAUCAGCUUUUUAAGCUACAGAGGUACUAUUGCAUUCUUCAAUUUUUCAAAUAAACUUGCCAUAAAACUUGAA